GGACAUGAAAAUUCUUUUGUGCAUGCAGUUGCCUAGGGUCUGAGAGAGAGGCAAUAUGAAACACCUUAUUGCAUCUUCCUUCUUUGUGAUCUUCUCCCUAACUCCAUCUCUGGCCCUGAUGAACAUCAGUGACAGCCAUCCUCUGGAUGGAUCUGUUGGGACCCAGAGCAUCCAUGUUAAUGCCUUUCGAGGUAUGGUCAGCAUCCGAGACAACAAUGUUUUGAGUGAAUGGGAUGGAGUCUUGGACUACGAGAAUGCCAUCUUGGUGGCUAAGCUGUUUAGCAAGAUGGCCUGUGUCCUGACCAAGAUGGAUGAAGCUGUCUUCCCAACUUUGGAUGACAUUAGUAAGGCCCUGGACCACCAGGCUUUAAAACAUUAUCCAUCCACUCGAGGUCUCACCUACAUUGUGUUGCCCAACCGGGUCAAGAACUUAGCCCAGUAUGGAGCGCCCAUCAAGGACAUGUGCCGACAAGUCCCCACCUACUUCGCCCAACAGCAAAAAGAAGGUAGUGCACUGGCUAUUGACCCCGAUUCCUGUUUUGAAGUCCAAAUUCUGUCCUUCCUGGGACUCACCAUCUGUGGGGAGAUCCCUGGGCUCUGAACCUCCUGGUAGGCCACAUGGAGAGCAGACCUGCCUGGAUGGGGCCGCUGACCUGAACCCAGAGCUCGGGGACCCAGCCCACCACUGCCGAUGGGAAGCUGCUCAUUUCAGGCCUCCACCUUCACCCUUUUGACCUAAGAUCCAGCUCUGUAAUCUAAAAACUGGGUACACUUUCUCCCUCUGGCUUAGAACAAUAAAGUUCCUCACCUCCCUGGUC
Messenger RNA from Hippopotamus amphibius kiboko, 818 nucleotides. RefSeq names its product gastrokine-3-like. NCBI's taxonomy places the organism in Eukaryota, Metazoa, Chordata, Mammalia, Artiodactyla, Hippopotamidae. The transcript is spliced from 6 exons. Gene Ontology annotation, biological process: regulation of cell population proliferation. Bases 56 to 601 code for a protein of 181 amino acids. The record is from RefSeq and is a predicted model, not a curated record.